Molecule: messenger RNA, 837 nt
Organism: Ornithodoros turicata
Lineage: Eukaryota; Metazoa; Arthropoda; Arachnida; Ixodida; Argasidae
Product: PEST proteolytic signal-containing nuclear protein-like
Exons: 5
Coding region: 219-707 (162 amino acids)
Biological process (GO): proteasome-mediated ubiquitin-dependent protein catabolic process; protein ubiquitination
Cellular component (GO): nucleus
Source: RefSeq, a predicted model, not a curated record
GUGCAACGACAGCCGUGAAGACUACGCAACGCGCUCAGAUGCACGGCUGUCAAACUUGCGCUCACAUCAUUUCUAUUUGUCGCUAUUUCGAUCGACACAUCGCACAGUCAAUCUGCCUACCUUUGGUAUGAGGGACAUGUCAAAAAGUGGUGGUGUCCCACCACAUUCGAUUGACUACGACGUAAUCAACGUGAAAGCACCAUCCGGCUGUGAAGAUAAUGUGUGACUGUGUUUGCCUUGACCCAGGCACUGGCACUACCAAGGUAGAGCCAGAUAGCCAUAGCGAUGCAAGCGAGAAGAGUCCCCCGACGGCGGACAAGAGAAAACCAGACGAAGAUGACGACGCGUCGCAGCUCAAGAAGCAAAAGGUGUCCAUGUCGUUUUCCAGAGGAACCAGCGGACUGAAAGCGAGCCAGGAAAAGAAGUCUGCCGCUCCCAUAUCCAUCAAGUUCGGCGCACAAAAAGUCAAAGAACCGGCACCAACGCUAAAGGCGGCUAGUGUGACCGUAGCGGAAGCGUUCAACCAAAGCAGCGACGAGGAAGAGGAAAUGCCACCGGAAGCCAAAAUGAGGAUGAGGAACAUAGGCAGGGAGACUCCCACUUCUGCUGGUCCAAACUCCUUCGGCAAGACGAGGCAAGGCUUCUGCGACAUAAAGAAAGUCUUUGAAAGGGAGCUCAAGUCAAAGAUGGAAGAGUUGCCCAAGUGAUUCCGCAAUGCCUUUGUAUCCUGCCUCUGUAAAAAUGUCUGCUACAAAAUACGCUUUAAAGCCACGCAUCUUACCAUUACAUUUGCCUGUAUGUUAUCUAAAGAUGAAGAUAAACUUUUUUGACUAUGCA